AUGGCUAGUCGUGAUUUCAGUAGAAGUGUACGGCCUACUGACCCGGACUUUGGUGAUCGGAUUCAAAGGUUGAUGGCUAAUGCAGACAGUGAUAACGAUAGUGAUUUCAGCGUGAUCGACGAUUCAGAUGCCGAUCCGGACUUUGUCAUCUCAGACCACGAGGACCAAGUCAUACCAGGAACACCUAGUUCUUCAGAAAGUGAAGAAGAUGAUAUUGAUGAACUCCAAGCCCAAUCAAUCGUCGUGAACGCCAAUAGUUCACGUCUACCAUUACUAACGCUGCCUAAAUUUUGUGGGGCCUACACUGAGUCGACAAAUUUCUAUUCGAUGUUCACGUCAAUUAUCGACAAGGACCUCACAAACAUCGACAAACUACAACAUUUGUGUUCCUGUUUGAGUGGCGCUGCCCUCGACACCGUGCGCUCACUGGAAAUAAGCAAUGAUAACUAUAAAACUGCUUUAGAACUUUUGCAGAAGCGUUUCGAUAACAAACGUCUUAUAUUUCAGGCACACGUCAGGGAGAUAUUUGGGCUGAGCAAGGUGGGUUCAAACGUAGGCAUGCUCCGAAAGCUGACAGACAAGGUCACUUCACACAUUCGUGCAUUACAGUCGCUCGCAUCUAACGAGAAAAUUGCAGACUGCAUCAUUGUACAAAUGAUUCUCCAGAAACUUGACAAAACGACGCAGGCCAAAUGGGAGGAAACCCCUUCGAUCAGCGAGCUGCCAUCCUGGGAUCAAUUGACUGCAUUCUUGGAAAGGCGCUGUCGAAUGCUUGAGAAUGUUGAGCAUGCUGGUCAGGCGUUAAGGCAUAGCAAAAACGACAGUAUUAGUCAAAGGAAAACGUUUGUCGCCUCCAAAGGCUCAACACGUGUUUGUGUAUUUUGUGGAUCACCCGAGCAUGCAAUUUAUAGUUGUAAACUUUUCACAAAUUUAGAUCCGAACUCGCGCCUGGGGGAAGUUAAGAAGCUUGCACUUUGUCUUACCUGCCUCAAGGCUAGCCAUCAAAUGCGGGACUGCAAAUCCGGAUCGUGCCGCACCUGCCAGUCGAAACACCACACGCUCCUGCAUUUUAACCGCUCAACUGCUUCGUUAACCGAUAGUCAAGCCGAUGCUUCAUCGGUGGCCACGAUUCGAUCCAGUGCUAUGACUGCAUCGAUAUCUGCUUCGCUUAAUGCCCCCGUGUCUCCUUCUGAUGCUGUGCUCCUAGCUACUGCCGUCAUUCUUGUAAAAAAUCGUGCUGGAAUCUUCGUGUUCUGCCGCGCUCUUUUGGAUUCUGGUUCCCAGUUGCAUUUUGUCACAACUCGCUUCGCAAAUCAACUUCAGCUAUCCAAAACAAAAGCUUCUGCUACAGUCUCUGGAAUUGGAGAUGCCAACUUCCCAACGGAAGGUUACUCACUCGAUCUUGUACUUAAGUCGCGGAUUUCAGAUUUUUCAACAAGCAUCACUGCCCUUGUUGUGAAAACCAUCACCGACAAUCAACCUGGCUGCUCCGUGAGCACCAACGAGUGGAAUGUUCCGUCGAAUAUACCACUAGCCGAUCCUGGGUUCAACUUACCACAGCGUAUUGAUCUGAUCAUCGGAGCAGGACUGUUCUUCGAUCUACUUUGUAUGGGUCAGAUACGCUUAGGAUCUGGUUUACCAUUACUUCAGAAAACUCGUCUCGGAUGGGUGCUAUCUGGAGGUAGACAACAAACUCCAAACCUGUCAUCAUUCGUCGUGAGGCAGAAAUCCUCCAGUGGUCUCAUUCCCAGCACUCGGCUGGACUAUUUAGUACGUCGGUUUUGGGAGAUCGAGCACAUUUUCGAACCGAUCUCUAAGGCCUCCCAAGAAGAUCUUGACUGCGAAGCCCACUUCCAGGGAAAUUAUUUUCGAUUGCCAUCAGGUGAAUACUCUAUUCGUCUGCCCAUAAAACGCAGCAUGGAUGCCCUAGGAGACUCCUAUUUACAAGCUCGUCAACGCUUUCAAGGUCUGGAACGAAAAUUCGCCCGUAACCCUGAUCUAAAGGCAGAAUACAGUAAGUUUAUUAAGGAAUAUCUGGACCUCAACCACAUGUCGCAGGUUUCCAACGAGGUUGUACAACAAUGCAAGUACUUCCUGCCACAUCAUUGCGUUAUCAAGGAUGACAGUAGUACAACAAAAUUGAGGGUGGUUUUUGAUGGAUCUGCAACCACUACCUCAGGUUUUUAG
Molecule: messenger RNA, 2187 nt
Organism: Anastrepha obliqua
Lineage: Eukaryota; Metazoa; Arthropoda; Insecta; Diptera; Tephritidae
Exons: 2
Coding region: 1-2187 (728 amino acids)
Source: RefSeq, a predicted model, not a curated record